This is a messenger RNA of Penicillium cinerascens, 774 nucleotides long. RefSeq names its product Rab family GTPase. The transcript is spliced from 3 exons. The record is from RefSeq and is a predicted model, not a curated record. Bases 1 to 774 code for a protein of 257 amino acids. Gene Ontology annotation, molecular function: GTP binding; GTPase activity. Lineage: Eukaryota; Fungi; Ascomycota; Eurotiomycetes; Eurotiales; Aspergillaceae.
AUGUCCGAAUCAGCAGGCGCCAACGCACCGAAGCCGAGCAGCAGCGUCAAGCUCGUACUGCUGGGCGAAGCUGCGGUGGGCAAGUCGUCGCUUGUACUUCGAUUCGUCAACAACGAUUUCCAGGAAAACAAGGAGCCCACCAUCGGCGCUGCCUUCCUGACCCAGAAAUGUACCCUUCCCACGCGCACGAUUAAGUUUGAGAUUUGGGAUACGGCAGGCCAGGAGAGAUUCGCCUCGCUGGCCCCGAUGUACUACCGCAAUGCGCAAGCCGCACUCGUCGUCUACGAUGUCACCAAGCCCUCGUCGCUGACCAAAGCGAAACACUGGGUGGCUGAGCUGCAGCGCCAAGCAAGCCCUGGUAUUGUCAUCGCUCUUGUUGGUAACAAGCUGGACUUGACUAACGACGGUGGUGAUGCCUCGGCUGCCCCCGAACCCGAGAACGAGUCUGCUGGCGCUGACGGAGAUGAGGCUGCCGAGGAGGGAGAGGGGCAUGAUGCCAGUUCAGGUAACGCGCGAAAGGUUUCCACCCGUGAAGCCAACACCUACGCGGAAGAGGAAAGCUUGUUGUUCUUCGAGACUAGUGCUAAGACUGGCACCAACGUGGUGGAUGUGUUCACGGCUAUUGCGAACGCGAUUCCAGAGAGCAGCCUCAAGACCGGCCGAGGUGCUGCUGGAUCCGGACAGACUGCUCUGGGAGCACGAUCCGGAGACGACUCCCGGGUAAACCUGGGCGAGCGAAAUGCUGCGACGGCCAAGGAGGGCUGCGCUUGUUGA